AGAGAGAGAGGGAGAGGGAGAGAGAGAGAGAGGGGGGGAGAGACUAGCGCAACUCACCUGUAAGAAAGAUGCUUGAGAUUUUCUUAUGCUUAAACAAAUUGGAGGAGCUAGUCUACAACCUAAGCCUAUUUAAAACUGGAACCAGAAGACACGUUCCUUGCCUAUUUUAUACUGCCACAGCAGGCUAAUUGGCUGCCGCUUUUGAUCUCACCAUCCACGUCUUGUGAUAUACUAGGGUACAUAGGCUAUCACCUUAUGUGCUAUAUUUACCCUACCGCAACUGGCAGUAUUUAUCGUACAACCCUCCUCCCCGAGGGAGAAAUCCUACAUGGACAUUUUCAUUCCUACGAGAAUGUGAAAUAUUUUUUUUCUAUCGCAUUGUCUCCAUAUCAUCGAACCGGUCGUCAUAAGAUAGCCCAUGCUACCCAAUAGGAUUACACGUAGGUCAAAACGAGACAAAUCUUCACUGGAGACUGUUCAGGAAUGAUGAUUUGGUGGUCGUCAGAAAGGAUUUGAGGCUUGGUUUUGUUUAUACGUUACGUUUUCCUUCAACGCUUAAAUUCAGAGCCUCUCGAAUUUUGGGGGAAUCCCUCAGUUGCUUUGACAAUGAUAUUCACUUUCGCUGCCUUCUGCUAUAUGCUCUCCUUGGUUCUCUGCGCUUCCUUGAUCUUCUUCGCCAUUUGGCACAUAACAGCCUUUGAUGAGCUGCAGUCAGAUUUCAAAGUCCCUAUUGACCAGGGCAAUCCACACCAUGCGCGUGAAAGGCUCCGGAAUAUAGAAAGAAUCUGUAGUCUUCUGCGAAAGCUGGUCCUCCCAGAGUUUGCCAUUCAUAGCCUUUUUUGCAUCAUGUUCCUUUGUGCUCAGGAGUGGCUGACAGUGGGACUCAAUAUCCCUCUCUUGUUCUACAAUACAUGGAGGUACUUCCAUAGCCCGACUGAUACUAAAGAACUUAUCUAUGACCCUGCCUCCGUCAUGAAUGGGGACACGCUGAGGUUUUGCCAAAAAGAGGCCUGGUGCAAGAUGUCCUUUUUCGUGCUCUCCUUCUUCUACUAUCUGUACUGUAUGAGCUACUCGUUGGUCCCAUCAUAACAGAAGAUCCCUCACCACUGAAGAGAGUUGAUGAAACAUCAGGGAUUGUUUUCUGAAAUGCAAGCAUUACAUAAGCAAUGGAAAUGCUGUUCUUCUGGGAUGGAUAUCCACUUUCGUUGCUCCCUUGAUGAAGUGGAGUCUUUAUAUAUUAUUUUGUAUCUAUUGUUGUUCUUAAAUGAAUGAAUAUAUUCACCGCAUGUUAACCUAAAACAGUAAGAGGGUUGCUCUGAUAUCCUAGGGUAAACGUCGUCCCUGUCCCUUGAGCCUGUGAUGUGAUUCACAUACACUAACUAAAAAUUCAAAUUCAUGCCAGGAGAGAGAUAGGUGAGGACAUAUGCAUUCCAAUGCAAACUGCCAAUAGAUGUAAAUCCACUUAUACCAUUUUUGCUAUAUUGUGUUUGUUAUGAGUAUAGUGUAAAAGUUGUUGGUUAAUCCCAUAGGAAAAUGUAAGUUCUUCACAAUGGAUAUUUUAUAGCUCAGGAGACCUAAAUGUAAUCUCAUUGUUUCAAUUUAAUCACAGAUAUUUCUCCUAAAAUUCUUAGGAGAAACAGUUUGAGACAGAAAUGAGAUAAGGCACUUUCUGGUACAAAUCCGCCAUAAUUGACAAAAAAAGAUCUAGCUACCGCCCUCCACAACAGCAAGCAUAUUGUUACAUUUGCGAGACAUAUCGUAAACAAGUCUGGUUCGCCUCGAGAUAAGGAGUUGUUCAGUGAUGCUGAAUAUUGAAACUUCGUUGACAAGUAGCCUAAAACUGCUACACAGACAUAGUGAGCUGCACAGUGCAAACAUGGCAGUCUCACACUGCACAGCAGUCUAAUGGACUUGUAAUUAUUAUUCUAUGCUAUUGGGAGUGAAAAUCUGUGAGAUUUAGUGUCACGUAGGUGAGAUAUGAGAAAUGUUGAAAAUCCGCUAAUAAAACAAGACUUGACCAGUAUGGUCCUGGUCUAAGAUGCAGAGUACAGAGAGGAACAGCCAGAGGAAGCAUGACAGAGAGAGGGAAGAGAGUGGCUGGCCAUUGAUUGUCACAAAAUGUAAUAAACUCUUCUAAAACGGGUUUCUAUUCGAUAAGAUACCUAAUAGCUAGGGAUGGGCUUGUGUAACAUUACUCUACUUAGACGUAAUUAUUUGGACUUACAGUGCCCUCCACAAUUAUUGGC
Clupea harengus (Atlantic herring) is the source of this 2246-nucleotide messenger RNA. It is a transcript of the gene cnih3, whose product is annotated as cornichon family AMPA receptor auxiliary protein 3. Gene Ontology annotation, biological process: vesicle-mediated transport. Lineage: Eukaryota; Metazoa; Chordata; Actinopteri; Clupeiformes; Clupeidae. The record is from RefSeq and is a predicted model, not a curated record.